Molecule: messenger RNA, 720 nt
Organism: Geodia barretti
Lineage: Eukaryota; Metazoa; Porifera; Demospongiae; Tetractinellida; Geodiidae
Source: the annotation of a GenBank genome assembly
CUGGGGGAACACUUCCGGGAACUGCGCACCCGCCUGUUGAUCUGCGUCGUGGCGCUACUCAUCGGGGCCGCUGUUGCCUUCUACUUCUACCUGGAUAUUUUUGAGUUUCUGAUCCGACCCGCCCGGGAAGUGGCCGGCGACGACGGAUUCCGACCCAUCUACACCGAGGUGACCGAGUUGCUCGGAACCACGGUGCGGGUGUCGUUGCUGGGCGGCUUCGUACUGGCGCUACCUGUCAUUUUGUACAACGCCAUCCGGUUCGUCGCGCCCGGUUUGACCCCGCGCGAGCGGAGAAUACUGUUUUCCUUCCUCCCGGCGGCGUUGCUGGCGUUCGUCGGCGGAAUGGCGUUCGGAUACUUCGUGAUGAUUCCACCAGCCCUGAAAUUCCUGCUCACCUUCGGUGGAGACGUCGCCGAACCACUCAUCCGCAUCAGCAACCUGAUCAGCAUUAUGCUGCGGCUGCUGUUCUGGCUGGGCAUUUCUUUCGAAACUCCCUUGGUUAUGUACGUAUUGGCUAUCCUGGGCAUCGUGCGGGCUGGCGGUUUUGCCCGGUUCCGCCGCCUCUGGCUGGUAGCAUCUUUCGUAAUCGCCGCCGCCAUCACGCCCACCAUUGACCCGGUCAACCAGGCCAUCGUCGCCGGCCCGUUGAUCAUUCUGUAUGAGCUGGGAAUCCUGCUGGCCCGUUUUGCCGGCCGCCGCCGCUCUGCGUCCACAGCCUAG